AUGGCGGGCUCCGGGCGGAGAAGCCUCCUGCUGCUGCUGCUCCUGCAGCUGCUGGCGGGGCCGGGCGGCGCGGGUAAGCGGGGCCCCGGCGGGCCGGCGGAGGGAGGCUGGCGGGGAGGCGGAGGACGGGGGCCGGCAGGGGCUGGGCUCAGUCCGCCGGACCUCGGCUUGGCCAUCUUCCUCGCCGAGCGAUCCAUCCACCGGACGGGCGGGACCGGGGAAUCCCUGCCGCCUCCCAGGUGCCGCCGGACCCGGGGCUCUUUCGGGUGCAGACCGCUUUCCGCGCCCCCCCCCCCGGGAUACAGUGGUGCCCAGUCGUGCCCUCGCGGGGGGGGGUGAGUUCAGAGCCCGUGGUAAUGAUAAAAACGGAUAAAGUAACUUUUAUGUAAAUGCGUGUUUCUGUUUCGCGGGAUCGUACUGGAAUAAGUGGGCACCGUAAUCGGGGCUGAAAAGCCUCAUCCUAUAUUUGUCCGCUGGGAAGGAAGCCAUCCUGGCUUUCCAAAGGAUUGAAUCCCAGGUAAGGGUAUUUCUCUUUAUGUCUACUCAGAAGAAAACCGCGUUGAGAUCAAAUGCUCCUUGCUCCCAAGUAAGUGGCUAGAGUAAGCAAUGGAUUGGCAACAUUCAUAUCCCUUGGAAUUAGGACAAAAAUGCAGAGAUCUUUGUUGGUCCAAUUAUAUUUUUAAAAGGUCAAUAUGCACAUAACUGCCGUAAAUUGGUUGCUAAUUUGUGAGAGAGAAGGAAGAGCAUUUUGUACAGUUUCAUAUAAUUCAAGCAAUCCUCAUGGGUCAUUUUGCUCUGAAUUAUGAUAAAGUAGGAUUUUAGCAGGGGAGUAUUUGACAAAGGUCCGUAUAGUUAAAGCCGUGGUUUCCCCAGUAGUGAUGUAUGGAAGUGAGAGCUGGACCAUAAAGAAGGCUGAUCGCCAAAGAAUGGAUGCUUUUGAAUUAUGGUGCUGGAGGAGACUCUUGAGAGUCCCAUGGACUGCAAGAAGAUCAAAUGUAUCCAUUCUUCAGGAAAUCAGCCCUGAGUGCUCACUGGAAGGACAGAUCCUGAAGCUGAGACUCCAAGACUUUGGCCACCUCAUGAGAAGAGAAGACUCCUUGGAAAAGACCCUGAUGUUGGGAAAGAUUGAGGGUACAAGGAGAAGGGGACGACAGAGGACGAGAUGGCUGGACAGUGUUCUCAAAGCUACCAACAUGAGUCUGACCAAAUUGCGGGAGGCAGUGGAAGACAGGAGUGCCUGGCGUGCUCUGGUCCAGGGGGUCACGAAGAGUCGGACACGACUAAACGACUAAACAACAACAACAUUUGACUUUUCCCUAUCCAUAACUACCCCCACCCUCAUUUUGGGCAGGGCAGUUGCCCUGCAAAGACUUGUCAAUCUGACUUUUCUAGGCUAACUUUUACAGUGGGCUGUCCAGAAAAGAUGCAGAAGUCUGUUUUUUGUCUUUACAAAGGGAUGAUGUUGGAUACUGGAAUUUAAAACUAAUAGUUGAAGGUGGUUGUUUUGGUUGGGGAUGAGAAUCCUGCAGGCAUUUAAGUGGAUACAGGCUUGGGACAUGUUAUAUGCUGAAUGUUUCCUUGCUUUGGAGAGAUUUCUGAUGAUUUAAGGCUUAUUUGAAGGACAAUUGAGGGCUUUGAACAUUGGCAUUGUAAUCCUAGGGAGACAAUGUGGAAGCAGAUUUGCAAUUCUGUUCUGCAGAAAAAACUGAUGAUGCUGUGACUACACUUCAUUCUGGUUUUUAUUCAUACAUAAUCCCUCUUACCUAUUUUAUUAAUGUAUGUUUAUAUAUUGAACAUUCUCUGCUCUGGUACAUAUUUGUGUCCCUUCCUUUACCUUGUUAAACACAAUCAAGCAAAUUUGUUCUUAUAAGCAUAUUGCUUUUUGCCCAUCUUACACAAUCAUAAUGGUAGAGUUGCCAUAUUUUCUUGCUUCCUUAUACACAUUUUGCUGCUUCCUAUACAUUUAUGUGGGGCGUGGGAAUCUUCUUCAGGAGGUACACAGAAUGGAUCUCUAAAUAACUACUCUUCCAGAGAUAAGUAGAACAGAAGUUAGUUUAGAAAUGCACAAUAAAGCAAAACAAAAAUGUAUCCCAAAACUGAAAGCAUUAGGAUUACAGUGGAAAGACUGGCUAUAGAAUCCUGUAGACUCCAGCUUGGUAAAAAUUUUGUUUUAUUGAAUGUAUUUGAACUGCCAUGUAUUCUUGCCAAGUAGAUGGGAAAGGCAUUUAAUAAAUAAAAAGAAAAAUGAAGUAUGCAUUUUGAGUCAUAAUAGCUAAUUUGCGGAAAUGCAGUAUUUAAGCUUCCUUUCUGUGUGAGGUGGUAUGAAAAUACUGUCUCAAAACUUUUGUUCAGUUUUAAUGCUUGGUGUGAUGUGAAGAAGAAAAAUAUUGAGAACAUCAAGUUGAGCAUUUUAACAUUUUAAUUUAAAAAAUGCAAAGAUGGGAGACUGAAUAUUGCAAUGGAAGAAAUGCAGUGAUGCUUCUAGUCAAACUUCUGUUUCAUGACAUCAGUUACAACAAUAGUAUAAAUCUGGUUGUUUGCCUUUGUCCUUCUGUUCCAUAUGAAUCGGGAGAGACAGUUGAGCUAGACUGGUGCUUGGAGAUGCAGAUGGGCUGGAUGUGCACCAGUAAUGGAAGCCGAAUCCUGAAAAGACGGGGUGCUCUGCCUUCCAGGCUCUUGAGUCUAGGAAGUGGGGAGACUGCCUGUUCUGGCUGGUUUUGCUCCCCUGGAAGGAGCAGGUCCAUGGACUGGGGUUGCUUCUGGAUUCAUCAUUGUUAGAGGCUGGGCGGGCCCAUUUCAAGCUUUGUCUGGUUUGCCAGUAAUGCCCCCCCCUUUUGAUAGAGAUGACCUGGCCACUAUAUUCAUACUCUGCAGUAAUCCAAUCUGAAAUUUACUACUGUGCUGUAUAUGGGCUGCUCUUGAAGAGAACCUAGAAACUUCCAUUGGCCCAAAAUGAAGCCGCCCUAAAUGACUUAAUAUUUGAAAAAACACGCCUUUCCAUAGAGACGUGACCCUCUUGGGUGUUAAGACCAGCAGAUGGGACUUUCUCAGGAAUACCUGUGUAUAGGAUUUCAACCUAAUUCUGUAGCUAUGAGGCAACAGGUGGGAGUUUUCUGCUUCUUGCUGAGCUGAGAGGUGGUGAGCUCCUAUGGCCUGAAUACUGGAUUUAGGCCCCAAUCCCUGUUAACCAUGAGUACAACCUCAGCCAUAGGUAUUGUCAGACUCAGUCCCACAGUGCAUUGGAUAAUGAACUAGUUUGCAUGGUGUUUUCCACUCGAUAAAAGUGAUUUAUCACAUUUGGGGACAGGAAGGCUGUUAAAAUGAGGUUGCAAUCUCAGCAGAAGCCCAGAUGAACUCAGUAGAACAUACAGUUGUACAUUGGUUCUCAAACUUAAUCCAUUCCGGAAGUCCGUUCCAAAACCAAGGCGUGCUUUCCCAUAGAAAGUAAUGCAAAAUGAAUUAAUCUGUUCCAGACUUUUAAAAACAAUCCCUAAAACAGCAAUUUAGCAUGAAUUUAACAUGGUCUUUUACGAGACCAUUGAUCCAUAAAAUGAAAGCAAUAAACAAUGUACUGUAGUCACACAAUCAAUCAGUAGCUGAACUGGGUUCUACACAGUCACAAAAACAAAACAAAAAAGCCGCAAAAAUACAAAAUAGCAAAAACAGACCUCAGUGUGGCACUCAAAUCGGAAGCACGACACUCAAAACGGAGCACCUUUGGCUUCCAAAAAAAGUCCGCAAAACACUAACUUCUGGGUUUGCAGUGUUUGGGUUCCAAGUUGUUUGAGUACCAAGGUGUUUGAGAACCAAGGUACCACUGUACUAGAACAUCACAGAGAACUCUGCUGGAAAUUCCAUUUGUAAGGAAUUGCUUUAAACUGGCAUCAGGUUGGUGUGUGUGCCAGUUAAGAUUAAAAAGUAAUGUGCACAUAAUCCUUGUUGCAAGACUGCAGAACUGCUUCCUAUAUAACUGGCUCUGAAAUGCGGUUUACAAAGUCUUUGAUUAAAUCAUAAGUGAUUAUGGUUCUCUACAGAUGUUUAUCCUCAAGCAAGAGUAUUAAACGUUUUUGAGAAAGGAGAUGCAGCUGCUAGUUUCAAAUAUGAAAGCUUUUCUCCUGUGGUUUUCCUUUGAUUGUCUUACGCUCUACUUCUAAUAAUGCAAAUUUUCCAGUAGGCUACAGAGAAAUUAGAGCAAGAGGAGUGCUUAUGUAACUCCCCAAAUGAGAAUGCUAAUAUGGAUAGGUUGGCAAUGAUCACUGUGAAAGCCAGUGGAGCUGGCAAUACAAUUCUGUGUAACUGGCCUGGAAAAUAGUAGUUUACAGUACAGUGCGGCUAUAACAGAUUAUGUACCUGCACGCAGGCCUUGCUGCAUUGGAGACUUGAUUUUGCAACUCUCUAGGAGCCUCAGGGCUGUCCCUAAUUUGCAUAUACAUUUACAUAAAAUGUCAAUUUGCAUUCAUAAACUUCACAAAAUAGACAAACUAUGUGUGGCUAUAAUAGGAAUACCUUACAGCCAUCUUCCUUUGCAUCCUUCUUUCUUUUUUCAUAUUGUCUCCUUUGACCCCUUUCCCCCCAUAACAAUUGCCUUCUGGGCGCACUGAUUAAAACUCAGCAGCUUGGUAUAAAAAUGUUCAUAUGUAUGUAUGUAUGUCAUUUUGGGGUUUAAUCCCAUGCACUGAAUUCCCUAUGAAUUCCCUAUGAAUACAUCUGAGUCAGCAUGCACUGGAUCAGUGUGUUUACUAAAAUUUAGGCAUGAUUUCAGCACCUCUUAACAGAUGGCUGGUGAAAGCUUGCCUGUAUGACAGCCGACCGCAGCAUUAUUGCUAUUGCCAGACAGCUUGCAAGGCCACAACUUGAAUAAUUGUCCUUACAUUAAUGUCUACAAAAUGCCAACUGCUUUCCAAAUAAUUCAGAAGGGAACAUUUCUCUGCUCUGUUAAGCUCUUAAUCUGUGAUUGCCACUGCACAGAGGGGAAGGAAAGCGUAUUGAAUAAUAUAGGAGGACUAUGGAUGAAAGAUGCAGCGUGUCAGGGUAAAUAUGGAAACCAUGGAAAGGGAGGAGGGGAAGUCACCAGAGAAACAAUUUACAUUUUAAGUUAAAACAUGUUAAGAUUUUGUGUGUGUGUGUGUGUGUGUGUGUGUGAGAGAGAGAGAGAGAGAGAGAGAGAGGAAUUAAUAAGAUUUUUUUAAUUUAAAGAAGGCAUAAAUAUACAACCCAGUUGCAUUCCUUGUAACAACCAGGUACAAUUUAUAUUUCCCACUGGUUCAUUGCUAAGCUUGCAAGAUGAUGUUGUUGUUAUUUUAUCAUUUAUACCCUGCCCAUCUGGUUGGGCCACCCCAGCUACUCUGGAAGGCCUCUAAUGCAUAUAGAAACACAAUAAAACAUCAGCAUAAAAAAAUUCCCAAUCUAGGGCUGCAUUCAGAUGUCUUCUAAAAGUUGUGUAAUUCUUUAUCUCCUUGGCAUCUGAGGCAGCCUCUGCUGAUGUUUACCUAUAAAUUCUGUUUUCAGCAUCAAAGUUUUAUAGCUUUUUGAACACUGUGGUAAAUUUAGGAUUUGAGCCAAAUUUAGCAGAAUAUUGUGGUGUCAGCACUCACAUUUUCUGCAUCUACUACUGCUGUUGGCUUUCUCAAAUUGCUCCAGGUUGCAUAACGUGAUUUUUCAGACGGGGUGGUGGCAGUGGUGAAGAAGCUAAUAUUUCAUGGAAACUAUCAGAUUUAUAUACAGUGUUACCUUGAAAGUUGAACGGAAUCCGUUCCGGAAGUCCAUUCGACUUCAAAAACGUUCAGAAACCAAAGCUCCUGCAGCCGAGCGGAAGCCACGUCAGACGUUCGGGUUCCAAAGAACGUUCGCAAACCAGAACACUCACUUCUGGGUUUGCAGCUUUCGGGAGAUAAUACGUCCGAGUACCAAGGCGUUUGGGAUCCAAGGUACGACUAUACAAACAAUAGCGUGGAUUUCUCUGUUUUCUCUCAGUUUUUCCAGGUGUAUUUCAAUAAAUGGUGUGUAUCAUAGACAAAAAUUGAUAAUGUGUGAAAUUCAAAUGGUUGAAGUGAGAGUAAAAUAUUUUCAUGACAGAACAGCUGUUAUUUACAGGGGUAACUGGUCCGCAUUACACUUGAACCAAUGUUAGCAUUAAUCAAAGUCAGCUGUAUCAAGUCCACUUCUAACUAUGAUUGCGAAUUUUUCUUUGGCGCUAACUGUGGUUAGCAAAAACACUACUGCCUCCAUAAGGCUGACCAUAGCUACAUCCAAAACCGAAAGAGAGAGCGAAUGUCCAUGCAAACUGGGAGGUGUCAACCCACACCUCCAAACUAUAGUUAGCAAAGUGUUACUUUUCCUUGCAGUGUGAUUUACAUGGAGGAGAAUGAAACAGCCCACAGGAUGGUUAACAGGGUAUGUGGGGUCAUAAUCUGUGGCCACAAAUGCAAUACACUUCCCAAGCUGUAAAUACCCUUCUUACGGAACUCCCACGUAAAUGGGAGAUUGCCUGUACUUGCCCUUCUCAUCCACUGAAUUGUUGCGCCUUCUCUGGAGAAGGAAAAACUUAAACACGAUGCAGAGUUCCCAAAAAAUAGACCAGAGGCAAUUGUAUUUCACCCAGCAGAUCUUGACUGCUACUGAAGGCAGAUGAGCAUAAUGGUCACAAAUCCAAUACAUUCAGGAUUGGCACAUUCCAUAAACAAUCCAGUUGCAGCACUUACAAAAACUAACAAGACUAAACCAUAACGCUAAGCAUGCUAUGUACAGAGCACCACACCAGAAGGAAGAGAGAUAGAAAGUAAGAAAGACCUUAACAGAAAGAGAUAAGAGAACCAGUUUAAGUCAGCUGUACUUAGCUUCUCUGAAGGUAUAACACAAACAUCAUGAAGCUACUUUCACACAGAGAAGCUUCCAGAAACCUAUUGAAUGAAUUUGAAUAGGAAAGAUCUCUACACAUUAGAUCAAUACUUUCUGCACCAAGAAAUGCAAACCGACAUGACUAUCAUGCCCAUUUUUACCUUACUUGUAUUAAGUCAUAAGUCAGAUUUGAAAAAGCAUAAAUUGUUGCUUCUUCUUUCCUCCUAUACAGGCAAUUCCCCGUUUACACGGGUUGAGUUCCAUGUCAUCGUGUGUGUCAGUGGAGCGGGUGUAAGCCUACCCCGUUCCACCCCUUUCCAGGGCCAAAAACGGCGCGCAUGUCCGUGGUCACGUGCCAAUCGAGCACGUGCAAAAUGGUUGCCAUCUGUAUACAAAGUAGGAGAAUUGUAAUGUUUGUGUUACCUCUUUUCCAUCUGUACAGGUAUGUCUGAACCUUCCUUUAUUGCUAAAAGUGAAGACCGUCUGUUUAAAUACUUAUUUGAAGAUUAUGAAAGAUGGGUUCGCCCAGUAGAGCGUCUGAACGACACAAUCAAAGUGAAGUUUGGCCUUGCAAUUUCCCAGUUAGUGGAUGUGGUACGUUGGAAACUUCUACUGUUUGCUCUUUAAAUAGGCAUAGCAGCGUAAAGUAGUUGCUUGUCAGAAGCGCAUCGUCUGAACAGCAUCCCUGGCUUUUUCACAGAGCCUCUUCUCCUCAUAAAGAGGAUGCCAUAACUCCACACAGGGUGUUGGGGUUGCAAAAGUUGUACGUGUGUUAUUGGUCACUUGCUGUUGAGAGGAUAGGAGGAAGGAACCAUGCAUUCAUAUGCUAUCUGUUCACACAGGCCUGGUUUGCAUGUUAUAAAAAGCCAGAGUUUGCUUUAAAGCAUAGUUUAAUCAUGAAUAUGCCUUUUGCUUAUUGUGUCCUCUUGUAGCUCAUACAAGCCAUACUAUGCCUUGUUGUGUUGUCUAAAUCCAGUCAAUGGUUUAUUUGUUUCAAAUAAACAAUGAGCUGUAAGCUACAAAUAAACCAGCAUUCAUUCUCAGGUUAUUUCUGACUUACCGCUUGGUAAGCCUGGGCUUGGAAGACAUGUCAAGCAAUAGCAUGGCUUCUUUGAGCUGCGCAGGAGAGGAGCAGCUGUGCAGGAGCCUGUCUGCAAGUGAGAGGCAUGGUCACAAUCCAGCCCUGGUUGAAGAGGAGCUUGCUUCUUCUGUCAUGUAUCUGAGGCCUCUGUGUGUAGACACAAGUGGGAGAGUUCCGGCACCUCUUUUUUAAAAAGAAAAAUAGCACUGUAUGAGAUGAUUCUCAAACAGUUAUCUUCAAAGGAACUGCUAACUUGAUUUCUUGUAGCUGCCAGACUUUCUUUUGCACAAAAAUGGAAUAACUUAAAUGAUAUGUCUCUCGAGUUGUGGUAUAAAAACUUACUGAACCUCACAACUGCUGAAAAGAUAGCCCAUGAGAUUCAUGUGAUGCAAGGGUAAGAACCAGUAGAACAAUUGGGACUUUUAUCUUAUGUUUGACCUGCACGACUUCUUACCUGCACCUAAAAAAAAAUUCCUGUCCUAAAUAAUAUGUUAGUUUAAUGAACCUAUGUAGAAUUGUAAUUAUUAUGUAAGUAUUUCUCUGAUGACUUUCCACACUCUUGUGUUGAAAAAUUAAAAAAAGUUUUUGAAAAGGAAAGAAAAACUUUCCAGCCAAUAAUAAAUAGAUUAAAGUUCCUCCAAUGCCCCAGAGCAACCACAACAUAGCGUUAGUCUGGGGCAUUUUGGGAAAUUCAGGUGUCAGCCUGGAGCCUGCCCUGGUGAGACCUGUAGAAUAUGUGCCAUAUAUUAAUUGACCGCUGUCUGGAAGUGAGAGAAGUGUACUGUCAUUCAUAUAAAAUGCUUUUUUCUCUCAAUAGGAUGAGAAAAAUCAACUGAUGACAACAAAUGUUUGGUUGAAGCAGGUGAGUAGUAUAUUAGGAAAAAGUUUGGACUGUAACCAUGAUGUUGGGAGGGAUGUUGAUUUAUACCGUUUGGUUGCAACUGAGGUGUAUUAUUCAGUGUAAACUCAAAUAACCAGGUUGCUACAGCGGUGAUGAAAUCCUAUGCACACUAUUCUGGGAAUAAAUCCCGUUGAAUUCAGUGGUGCUUAUUUCUGAAUAGACCAGUAUAUAAUUGCACUGUAAAGUAAAUAAAUUAGUUUAUCAAUUAAUACUAUCUUUACUCUCUUUGUAGGAAUGGAUUGAUGUAAAACUGAAGUGGGACCCUAAAGAUUAUGCUGGAAUAACAUCUAUCCGUGUCCCUUCAGAUUCUAUAUGGAUCCCAGAUAUUGUUUUGUAUGACAAGUAAGUAUUUAAUGUUUUUUAACACAAUUAUUACCGUUGCAAAAAUUAAAGAGAGAAAUAAUUUGAAUAAGUUGUAUUUUGAAAUUGCUAGAGUUGAGAGCAUCUUUUUUUCUGAAAUGAUAUAUUUGGCACGAUAGCAUGGCAUUCAUGCAGAAUUUUCAAAUGAGAGUAAUAGUUUCAAACCAUGAAAUAUAUUAUGUUUGCUGGAGAGAUGUAUUUUCUUCAGUUAUGUGUGCUGUGUGGUGAAAGAGACAUUCCACAGAACACUACCUGAGUGAUUUGCAUCUCACUAAAUGGCAGCCUCAUGGUCUUUGUUAGAUAAAAGAAGUAAAAAGUAAAAGGGACCCUUUAGCCAUUCAUUUUGUAAGAGCAAAAGUGGAGUGUUAUAAGAGAUAGUGAAAUGCAAGCAGAACAGUAGUUAUAAUAAUAAUAAUAAUAUAUUAUUUAUACCCCGCCCAUCUGGCUGGGUCCCCCAGCCACUCUGGGCGGCUUCCAACAAAACACUAAAAUACAAUAACCUAUUAAACAUUAAAAGCUUCCCUAAAGAGGGCUGCCUUUAGAUGUCUUCUAAAAGUUUGAUAGUUAUUUUUCUCUUUGACAACUGGUGGGAGGGCGUUCCACAGGGCGGGUGCCACUGCCAAGAAGGCCCUCUGCCUGGUUCCCUGUAACUUGGCUUCUUGCAGUGAGGGAACCGCUAGAAGGCCCUCGGCGCUGGACCUCAGUGUCCGGGCAGAACGAUGGAGGUGGAGACGCUCCUUCAGAUAUACUGGACCGAGGACCGAGGGCUUUCAAGGUCAGCACCAACACUUUGAAUUGUGCUCGGAUGUGUACUGGGAGCCAGUGUAGGUCUUUCAAGACUGGUGUUAUAUGGUCUUGGCGGCUGCUCCCAGUCACCAGUCUAGCUGCCGCAUUCUGGAUUAGUUGUACUUUCCGGGUCACCUUCAAAGGUAGCCCCACAUAGAGCGCAUUGCAGUAGUCCAAGCGAGAGAUAACCAGAGCAUGCACCACUCUGGCGAGACAGUCCACGGGCAGAUAGGGUCUCAGCCUACGUACCAGGUGGAGCUGGUAGGCAGCCGCCCUGGACACAGAAUUGACCUGUGCCUCCAUGGACAGCUGUGAGUCUAGAGUGACUCCCAGGCUGCUCACCUGGUCCUUCAGGGACACAGUUACCCCAUUCAGGGCCAGGGAGUCUUCCACACCUGCCCGCCUCCUUCCCCCCAAAACAGUACUUCUGUCUUGUCAGGAUUCAACCUCAAUCUGUUAGCCGCAAUCCAUCCUUCAACCGCCUCCAGACACUCACACAGGACCUUCACCUCCUUCACUGGUUCCGAUUUGAAAGAGAGGUAGAGCUGGGUAUCAUCCGCAUAUACUGAUGAAUACCCAGCCCAAACCUCCUGAUGAUCUCUCCCAGCGGCUGCAUGUAGAUGUUGAAAAACAUGGGGGAGAGGACAGAACCCUGAGGCACCCCACAAGUGAGAGCCCAGGGGUCUGAACACUCAUUCCCCCCCCCCCACUUUCUGAACACAGCCCAAGAGGAAGGAGCGGAACCACCGUAUAACAGUGCCCCCAGCUCCCAGCCCCUCUAGACGGUCCAGAAGGAUGUUAUGGUUAAUGGUGUCAAAAGCUGCUGAGAGAUCCAGCCGAACUAGGAAACAGCUCUCACCUUUGUCCCUAGCCCGCCGGAGAUCAUCGACCAGUGCGACCAAGGCAGUUUCAGUCCCAGGCCUGAAUCCCGACUGGAAGGGAUCCAAAUGGUCCGCUUCUUCCAGGCGUGCCUGGAGUUGUUCAGCAACCACUCGCUCAAUCACCUUGCCCAAGAAUGGAAGAUUUGAGACUGGGCAAUAGUUGGCCAUAUUGGCAGCAUCUAAAGAUGGUUUUUUAAAAAGCGGUUUGAUAACCGCCUCUUUCAGCGGGUCUGGGAAGGCUCCCUUACAGAGAGAAGCAUUCAUCACCCCGCGAAGCCCAUCACCCAGCCCUUCUCGGCUAGCUUUUAUAAGCCAGGAUGGGCAAGGAUCAAGGAGACAGGUGGUUGGUUUCACUCGUCCAAGCAGCCUGUCUACAUCCUUGGAGGUAACAGAUUGGAAUUGAUCCAACACAACUUGACUAGACAGGACUCUAGCACUCUCCCGCCCCGGCCCUGCUCCCACGGUGGAGUCUACCUCUUCCCGAAUCUGAGCGACUUUAUCUGCAAAAAACUUGCAGGAGAUCAUGUGGCCCGUACUGGGCCCUGAUGUAGCAGGUGGUUCCGCUAAAUUGCAAACCACCUGAAAAAGUCUCCUGCUGCUGUUUUCUGCAGAUGCAAUAGAGGCGGUGAAGAAAGUCUUCUUCGCCGUCGCUAUCGCCACUUGGUAGGCUCGACAUUGAGCUCUAACCUGUGUCUGGUCAGCUUCAGAAUCAGUUAUCUGCCACCGGCGCUCUAGCCAUCUCAACGAUUGUUUCAUUGCGCUCAGAUCUGUGGGAAACCACGGGGCUGUCCGGGCUCCAUGCAAUUGGAGAGGGCACUUCAGACCAAACAAUCAAUAGCCCUGGUUAACUCCACAUUCCAGCGUGCCACCAGGGAAUCAGCUGAAAGGCCAUCAACAUGGGAUAAAACAUCCCCUACCACUCCCUGGAAACCAUUUGGAUCCAUUAAGUGGCGGGGGCGGACCAUCCAAAUCGGUCCCCCCUCCCUGCAGAGGGGAAGGGUCGCAGAGAAGUCCAGUUGCACCAGGAAGUGAUCUGACCAUGACACUUCUUUUGAUUCGCUUUUACUUAGUGUCAGAUCACCAACAUCCAUAGAGGUGAACACCAGGUCUAAGGCAUGUCCGCGGCUAUGACUUGGGCCAGACUUAUUCAGGGUCAGCCCCAUGGAGGCCCUGCUUUCCACGAAGUCCCGAGCGGCCCCUUGUAAGGUCGUGUCGGCAUGGAUGUUAAAAUCCCCUAGGACAACCAAGCUAGGUGUCUCCAGGAGAACAUCCGCCGCAACCUGAAGCAGCUCGGGCAGGGAAUCCUUGGCGCAGCGGGGAGGUCGGUACACCAAAAGGAAUCCUGUACUGCCCCUAUAGCCCAACUUCCAGAACAUGCACUCAGAGAACUGGGUCUUCCCAAUAGGACGCCUGGUGGAAACUAAUGACUUCCUAAAAAUCACUGCAAACCCCCCCCCCGCCCACAUGACCUGGGUUGUUUUGCGUAAGAGAAACCUGGUGGACAAGCAGCGGCAAGGACAGGCCCAUCUGCUUCAUCCAACCAAGUCUCUGUCACACAUGCCAGGUCAAGUCCUCCAUCCAUGAUCAAGUCAUGGAUGGCAGUGGUCUUGUGAAUCCUUGACCUGGCAUUGCACAGCAGCACCUUCAGGUCAUGUGGGUAUCCCUUGCUGAUUCCAGUAUCUGUCUGGUCAGGACCAGACCCGGAGUCCUCAGACAACAACUAAACCUGCCUCCUCGGUAAUGACAUGGUCUGGUCUUAGCAUAACUCCUCCUACCCAUGAUCACUGAGAUCAUAGAAUCAUAGAAUCAUAGAGUUGGAAGAGACCACAAGGGCCAUCGAGUCCAACCCCCUGCCAAGCAGGAAACACCAUCAGAGCACUCCUGACAUAUGGUUGUCAAGCCUCUGCUUAAAGACCUCCAAAGAAGGCGACUCCACCACACUCCUUGGCAGCAAAUUCCACUGUCAAACAGCUCUUACUGUCAAGAAGUUCUUCCUAAUGUUUAGGUGGAAUCUUCUUUCUUGUAGUUUGGAUCCAUUGCUCCGUGUCUGCUUCUCUGGAGCAGCAGAAAACAACCUUUCUCCCUCCUCUAUGUGACAUCCUUUUAUAUAUUUGAACAUGGCUAUCAUAUCACCCCUUAACCUCCUCUUCUCCAGGCUAAACAUGCCCAGCUCCCUUAGCUGUUCCUCAUAAGGCAUCGUUUCCAGGCCUUUGACCAUUUUGGUUGCCCUCCUCUGGACACGUUCCAGUUUGUCAGUGUCCUUCUUGAACUGUGGUGCCCAGAACUGGACACAGUACUCCAGGUGAGGUCUGACCAGAGCAGAAUACAGUGGCACUAUUACUUCCCUUGAUCUAGAUGCUAUACUCCUAUUGAUGCAGCCCAGAAUUGCAUUGGCUUUUUAGCUGCCGCGUCACACUGUUGGCUCAUGUCAAGUUUGUGGUCAACCAAGACUCCUAGAUCCUUUUCACAUGUACUGCUCUCAAGCCAGGUGUCACCCAUCUUGUAUUUGUGCCUCUCAUUUUUUUGCCCAAGUGCAAUACUUUACAUUUCUCCCUGUUAAAAUUCACCUUGUUUGUUUUUGCCCAGUUCUCUAAUCUGUCAAGGUCGUUUUGAAGUGUGAUCCUGUCCUCUGGGGUGUUAGCCCCCCCUCGCAGUUUGGUGUCAUCUGCAAAUUUGAUCAGGAUGCCCUUGAGUCCAUCAUCCAAGUCGUUGAUAAAGAUGUUGAAUAAGACCGGGCCCAAGACAGAACCCUGUGGCACCCCACUAGUCACUCUUCUCCAGGAUGAAGAGGAACCAUUGAUGAGCACCCUUUGGGUUCGGUCAGUCAGCCAGUUACAAAUCCACUGAGUGGUAGCAUAGUCAAGACCGCAUUUUACCAGCUUCUUUACAAGAAUAUCAUGGGGCACCUUGUCAAAUGCCUUGCUGAAAUCAAGGUAGGCUACAUCCACUGCGUUCCCUUCAUCUACCAGGCUUCUAAUUCUGUCAAAAAACAAGAUCAGGUUAGUCUGACAUGACUUAUUUUUCAGAAAUCCAUGCUGACUAUUGGUGAUCACAGCAUUCCUUUCUAGGUGCUCACAGACUGUUUGCUUAAUGAUCUGCUCCAGAAUCUUCCCUGAUAUUGAUGUCAGACUGACUGGGCGGUAAUUAUUUGGGUCCUCUCUUUUCCCCUUUUUGAAAAUAGGGACAACAUUUGCCCUCCUCCAGUCUGCCGGGACUUCGCCUGUUCUCCAGGAAUUCUCAAAGAUGACUGCCAGUGGUUCUGAGAUCACAUCUGCCAGUUCUUUUAUUACUCUUGGAUGCAGUUCAUCUGGCCCUGGAGACUUGAAUACAUCUAAACAAGCCAAGUAUUCUUGUACUAUCUCCUUAGUUAUUCUGGGCUGUGUUUCCUUUGCUGAAUCAUUUGCUCCAAAUUCUUCAGGUCGGGCAUUGUUUUCUUUAUCAGAGAAGACUGAGGCAAAGAAGGCAUUGAGGAGUUCAGCCCUUUCUGUGUCCCCUGUUUGCAUUUCACCAUCUUCUCCUCUGAGUGACCCCACUGUUUCUUUGUUCUUCCUUUUGCUACGAACAUACCCAUAAAAGCCUUUUUGUUGCUUUUAACCUCUCUAGCAAGCCUGAGUUCAUUCUGUGCUUUAGCUUUUCUGACUUUGUGUCUACACGUGCUGGCUAUUUGUUUGAAUUCCUCUUUGGUGGUUUCCCCCCUUUUCCAUUUUUUGUACACAUCCUUUUUUAUUCUUAACUCAGUUAAAAGUUCUUUAGAUAGCCACCCUGGCUUCUUUAGGCACCUUCCAUGUUUCCGUCUCAUUGGUAUUGCCUGAAGUUGUGCUUUUACUAUCUCCCUCUUAACACACUCCCAGCCAUCAUGAACUCCCUUUCCUUUUAGUAUUACUGUCCAUGGGAUCUCACCCAGCACUUCCCUAAGUUUUAUGAAGUCGGCUUUCUUAAAGUCAAGAAAUUGAGUCCUAGUAUGCUUGGCUGCUCCUUUCCGCUGUAUAGUAAACAUCAGAAGAGCAUGAUCACUCGCGCCUAAUGAUUCUUCCACUUCUACCCCACUAACCAGGUCAUCAACAUUGGUUAGGACCAGAUCUAAAAUGGCUGUUCCUCUUGUUGCUUCUCCCACUUUCUGGACAAUGAAGUUGUCUGCAAGGCCAGUGAGGAAUCUGUUUGACCUUAUGCUCUUGGCUGAGUUUGACAUCCAACCAAUAUCCGGGUAAUUGAAGUCCCUCAUUACUACUAUCUCCCUUCCUUUUGCAUGCUUGGCCAUCUGUUCCAGGAAGGCAUCAUCUAUGUCCUCCGUUUGGCUUGGGGAUCUAUAGUAAACUCCCACAAUGAGGUCACUGUUAUUCUUCUCUCCUUAAUUUUGACCCAAAUGCUCUCACUUUGGCUUUGAGGUUCUAAAUCUUGGAUUUCUUCACAGGUAUACACAUCCCUGACAUAUAACGCCACUCCUCCUCCUUUCUUGUCUGGUCUGUUUCUCUGAAAUAGAUUGUAUCCCCCCAUUAUUACAUUCCAAUCAUGGGACUUAUCCCACCAGGUUUCAGUGAUGCCUAUUAUGUCAUAUUUAGUUUGCUGUACCAAGAGCUCAAGCUCAUCUGGUUUAUUUCCCAUGCUUUGCGCAUUAGUGUACAGACAUUGAAGUCCAUUAAUCAUUCCCACAAGUCUCUUAUAUAAGGAUUUUUCCUCCCACCACUAGGUCUGCGUGCUGUUUGCUCCAUUAGGUCUAUGACAUUUGGAUGAUCAUCUUCAUCAAUUGAUAGACUCCUACCUUCAGGAGCACUGUCUCCCUGCCCCACAUUAGUCAGUUUAAAGCCCUCCUGAUGAGGUUUCUGAGAUUUUUGGCAAAAACAUUUCUCCCAACCGUUGUGAGGUGCAGCCCAUCGCUUGCCAGAAGUCCAUCUUCAAGAAACCGCAGUCCAUGAUCUAAGAAUCCAAACCAUUCCUGUUUACACCAUUUGCGAAGCCAGCUGUUCACUUCCACUAUUUUCCCCUCUCUCCCUGGGCCACGUCAUUCAACUGGGAGGACAGAUGAGAUGACAAUUUGUGCAUUUAAUUGCUUCAAUUUCCUGCCCAGAGCCUCGUAGUCUCUUUUGAUCUUCUGGAGGCUAUUGCUUGCAGUGUCAUUGGUUCCCACAUGAACCAAGAGGAAGGGGUAUUUGUCAGUGGGUUUUAUGAUUCCUUGCAGUCGUUCAGUUACAUCUUGGAUCUUAGCCCCGGGGGGACAGCACACUUCCCGAGACAUCUUGUCAGGCCCACAGAUCACUGCUUCUGUUCCCCUCAGUAGGGAAUCCCCUGUCACCACUACACGCCUCCUCUUAGGUUUGGUCGGGGUUCUUCCAUGAGCUGUCCGUUCCAAGGUCGCCUGCACAUUCCCUGAGGACUGACUUUGCUGCUCGUCUUCAUAUACCUGAUCGACUGUAAUGAGGGAGAGAUCCUCAAAUGGAGUCUGCUCUUCGUCUUCCAUGCUAGGGGAGAGGACCUCAAAGCGAUUGUGUAUUUCUAAACAAUCAGAGUGAACCCUGGGCCUCCUACUACUUUGAGUCACGUUUCUCCAUAUAUGUGGCUCCUGUGUUGGUGAACUAGCCUCCUUCUCAGGGGAGUCCCCUGUCUCCUCCUUGGUGGAGACGGUGUGCUCUGUUGCUUCCAAGAAGAGCUCCAGCUCUCUAAUUCUUUGGAGCGUAGCUACACGUUCCUCGAGUUGCUGGACUUUGUCUUUUAAGAGGGCAGUCAACAUGCAAUUGCUGCAGGUAAAGCUGCCUGUAACCUUUGGCAAGAUGGCAAACAUUGCGCAGGAACCGCAGGCGACUGCAGCUGUUCCCUCCCCCUCCAUCUUGAGAACGUGUCGUUGGGGGUGGCUACAGCGGUCCUCCAUCAUAAAAAGCGUGAAGACAGGACAAAUAACUCCCCCGCCAAAAAAAAACCUAGGUCUCCCCCAACAAACGUUUGAGACUAGCUCCCCUAAAUCUAAAAGAUGGAUCAAACUGCGAGCGCCGCUAGGCACGCGCCACUGCCCUGCAAGCUCUGAGAAGCUCCUCCCACAGCUAAUCACCUGCCUCAACAGAAACCCUGCCCCCUCUGACCUUUGCACAGGGAGAGCAGCUAAUCAGCCACAAAGAAACACACACACACAAGAAAACCCUUUUUGUUCCUCCUUCAGCUGCUGCCCUGCAAGCUCUGAUAAGCUCCUCCCACAGCUAAUCACCUGCCUCAACCCAGUGCAGAUCGGUUGUCCCAGUGCAUCCCCCCCCCGUGGGACCCACUCCCUGGCAGCCCUGACCCCUCCCCUUAAGAACAAAAAAACCCCUUAAAAAACCCCAAACAAACCACAAUAAAACAAUACAAACAAAAAACUGUAAAAAUUACAAAUACAUCAAAAUCAAACAAAUUCCCAAGCCCAACCAAACAUCCAUCCCCCCCACCCCCACAUACAAAAAAUUCAAAAAGAAAAAAGAAAAUUUUAAAACAUUUAAAAAAGAACUCUGCACCCCUCCGAGUCCUCCUGGACAGCAGCGGCAGUAGCAGCAAGGGUCCUUGUGAGGCCUGUCAGGCCCCGCCCUGGGCCAGGUGGUGAGUGGCAGGAGCGGAGCCCUCAGGCACUUACUACAGGUUUAAGCUGAAAAAGGAGUCACUCCUUGAAAUAGGUGUCUUCAGAAAGUUUUGGAGCUCAGCUUUCCUCUGUGUGCUGGAAAUGCUGCCACAUAUAAACUGCAGAGCUUUGCGUGCGACCUUAGCAGCCAUAGCAUAUGGGGCCCUCCAAAGUAGUCUCAGGAGUGAUCAGGCCGCUUAGAGUCCUAGAACUAACUCUUACAUGAAUUUGCAGGAAAGAAUAAAAGACCUUUAUUAUGGAUCUUGACAUCCAUAACCUUCAGCAUAACUUGGUAUAAAUCAAUUAAAUAUAUUACAAACAAAGAAUGGGUGAAAUCGUUCUUCAAACAAAUCUCUAGCUUGCAGAAAGCCCAUUUAGCAGACCACUUUUAAUACAGCAAAUGCCUUGCUUGUUGAUUUCAAACCAAAUAUAAGAACCAUUCCUUCUUUGCAGUCUCUGAAUGUGUAUGGGUUCUUGAGCUAGAGUUUUGGGUGACUCCCUGUCUCCAUUCCCCGUUUGCCCACAUCAAAGGGUAUUUCUCCUGCCUUUCCCGUCAGUUCUCUUCCCAGCACAAGAGCAACGGCUUCAAGGUAACGAUAGUCUUGCUGGAUUGUUAGUGUGCAUUGUUUGUUGUUUUCAAACAAAAUACAAAAAACCAUUUAUUUUGACCUCAUUCUGUACUGGAUGCCACUGUUAAGAGCGUCACAUAAACAUCUGAAAAUAACCAAGUAAAAUGUUUGAGGAAAAUAACUUCAGCGUGUUACAUUUUUAAAUAACUUUUCAUUGAACAUUUUUUCAGUGCAGAUGGUCGUUUUGAAGGAACAUCUACAAAAACAGUAGUGAAACAUGAUGGCACAAUUGCUUGGACUCCUCCAGCAAAUUACAAAAGUUCCUGUACCAUAGAUGUCACUUACUUUCCAUUUGACCGCCAGAACUGCUCCAUGAAGUUUGGAUCCUGGACGUAUGAUGGCUCACAAGUUGACAUAAUUCUAGUGGAUGAUGAAGUAGACAAGAGAGAUUUCUUUGAUAAUGGAGAAUGGGAAAUAGUAAUGGCAACAGGAAUCAGAGGGAACAGAACUGAUGGGUGUUGCUGGUAUCCAUUUAUUACCUACUCAUUUAUAAUUAGACGCUUGCCUCUCUUUUACACACUGUUCCUUAUUAUUCCCUGCAUAGGGUUGUCCUUCUUAACCGUCCUUGUCUUUUACCUUCCGUCUUAUGAAGGUGAGAAAAUUUCUUUGUGCACAUCAGUUCUGGUUUCCUUAACGGUCUUUCUGCUUGUCAUUGAAGAGAUCAUACCGUCAUCUUCCAAAGUUAUACCUCUUAUCGGCGAGUACUUGGUAUUCACGAUGAUAUUUGUUACAUUAUCCAUUGUAAUAACUGUCUUUGCUAUUAACGUUCACCAUCGGUCCUCGUCUACGCACGAUGCAAUGGCACCUUGGGUCCGCAGGAUAUUCCUUCACAAACUUCCAAAACUGCUUUGUAUGAGAAGCCACGUCGACAGGUAUUUCACUCAGGAAGGGGAUGCCAACAAUGCGGAUGGUUCUGAGGCAUCUCGGAUUACCCUGGAAGCCGCCCUAAAUUCUAUCCGAUAUAUUACAAGGCACAUUGUCAAGGAGAACGAAGUACGUGAGGUGUGUGUAUUAGUUAACGUUGCAGUCAACUCUUGAGGCUGGCAGCCUGGAACAGCAGCAUGUGCAGUUGUGGAGUUAAUCAUAAGUAAAAUCCUUGCCUGCUCAUGUCAAAUAUAUCCUGCACUGUAGAUAUCUCAUAUUUUCAGACAGCAUGAUCUCUAAUAGAAGUAACUAGGCAACUUUUGCAUGAGAAUAAUUUCAAAGGUGAAAAUGGACACUUUCAGAGAUAAUGCAGAAAUCCUUAUUUAAAAUGUUAUGCCUUUGUGGUGCAACAAAUAGGCUCCCUGCCCCAUUUUAAAUCAUAUGGGCUACUCCUUAGGAACAACCAUUUCAUUAUGAUAUAAAGGGAGCCACAAUAAGUUAUGUUUGGGGCAAUUUAAUUUUGCACCUAGCCCGAUAAGAGAGACAGUAGGGUUUGUGCCACUAUUAUUACUCUUUAGUUGUAGUGUGUAUACAAAUAUUCUGGAGUGUAUUUCGGAAAUGGUACUGAUUUUCUUUCUUCUCUCUCUAGGUUGUUGAAGACUGGAAAUUUAUAGCUCAGGUGCUUGAUCGUGUGUUCUUAUGGACGUUCCUUCUGGUUUCAAUUAUUGGAUCACUGGCUCUAUUUAUUCCUGUAAUCCACAAGUGGGCAAACAUAAUAGUCCCAGUCCAUAUUGGAAGCACCAACAAAUAAGUGUGUGAUGAGGACAAAAUUGUACCAGUCUUUCUAGAAAUAUUAAUCUUAGAGGU
Molecule: messenger RNA, 19783 nt
Organism: Podarcis lilfordi (Lilford's wall lizard)
Lineage: Eukaryota; Metazoa; Chordata; Lepidosauria; Squamata; Lacertidae
Source: the annotation of a GenBank genome assembly